AUGGAUAGAAAUACAACAGAAGAUUCGUUUACAUUAGAUAUUCAGCCUGAAAAGACUUUGGAAGAAAAAUAUUACAUGAUUCAACUAAGAAAAGUGUUUAACGAUUUGAUGGAACUUCAGUCUCUAUCUAAUAAAAACUUUGUUUAUUAUAUUACUAUUUGUAUUAUCUCUCUUACAGUGGGAGUUGCGCUUUCAAUUUCAGAUAAAAAUAGUAUGGCGUCAUUAAGUAGUAAAAUUCUUUCAACUUCCAUUUCUGGAAUAGGAGGCACUACAACUCUUUUUGCAAAUAUUUUUUCUCUUAAAAAGUUUUUUACUAGAAAAAAAUUAGAUACCGUCGAUAAAUUGAACAAAGAAGAACAAGAGUACAAAUCAGAUGCUAUUGAUAUAUUGGACAAAGAACAAGUUAAUAAAUCAAAUACUAUUGACAUAUCGAAUAAUGAACAAGAAUCAGAUAUUCCCAGGCGAUAUAGUAGUUGGAAUCUUGAAAGAAGGAAAAUUGAUAUUAUUAUUGGCUAUGAAAAAAAAGAUAGAGAACAAUUUUAUUUUAUGAAAAAGUUGUUUAAAAAUGCAGAGAUUACAUUUAUUGUUGCGUCUAUAUGGAUUAUUAUAUUUUCGUGUCUUAUGAUUUAUCUGGCUAUAUAUUCUAUUGCUACGUUAGCGAAUGAGGCUAGUGAAAAUGAUGAAUAUUAUAAAACUUAUAAAGAUUUGUCCAAUUGUCUUUUUAUAUUUUCUGUAAUUAGUAUAAUUUUUUCCCUUACAUAUAUAUAUCAAAUUAAAAUAAGAACUCCUAAAAUAGUAGAAAAAAAAAAGGUUUAUUAUGAAUCUAAAAUCCCUUUAAGUUACUUAAAUUUAGAUGAAACAAUUCAGUUUUAUCAUUAUUUAAAUAUCUUUAUGAAAGGUUUUUAUAUCAUUAUUUUGGGUUCAAUCGGUUUUAUAACAUCUAAAAAAGAUAAGAAUGGCAAUGAGAAAAUUUUAACAGUAAGAAGAAUUGUAUUAAAUCAAACAGAGAUGGAGAGUAUCAAACGUCUUCUUCAUGGCUUGCCUCCAAUUCCAAAUAGUUAG
Messenger RNA from Cetraspora pellucida, 1062 nucleotides. NCBI's taxonomy places the organism in Eukaryota, Fungi, Glomeromycota, Glomeromycetes, Diversisporales, Gigasporaceae. The record is from the annotation of a GenBank genome assembly.